Molecule: messenger RNA, 5025 nt
Organism: Coregonus sp. 'balchen'
Lineage: Eukaryota; Metazoa; Chordata; Actinopteri; Salmoniformes; Salmonidae
Source: the annotation of a GenBank genome assembly
AUGUCUGAACCCGUUUACCGCGAUUGGAUUUUGGACACUAUUGACUCACUGCGGUCGCGAAAAGCCAGACCAGACCUUGAAAGAAUUUGUCGAAUGGUCCGGAGACGACAUGGAUCGGCGCCAGAACGAACCAGCGAGGAACUCGAGAAACUGAUCCAAGAGCAAACAGUCUUGAAAGUUAACUACAAGGGCUCGAUUUCGUAUCGAAAUGCAGCCAAAGUAGUCAGAAGAAGCAGGAAAAAGGAUGAUCACACGACCAAAACAACUGCGGUGGAAGAAGCUAACCACUCCGAUUUGAGCAACGGGGACAGCGCACUCGUACCCAUUGACCAGGAUGAGACCGAGAAUUUGGAGGUAACGCAAGGCAGCCUGUUUCAGUGACCCCGUGCCGUGACACACCGUCCAUCUUCCCCAGAGAAGAUAACAGACCCACGUCCUCACUAUUAUACUGAGUAGACCGGCAUAUGGUGUAGCUAGGAAAAUGGUGUUGUAAAGCGGGAUUCUCUAUUCAGGGAGGGGUGGCGUGAUGAAUGCAAGUGCACCGAAACAAACUGCCGCAGACGGGGAGCGGCUGUAGCUACCUCGCGCGACCGAGGUGAAAAAUAGCCUACCAAUAACAAUGGAAGCUGCGCUUGCAGUAAUAAUACAAAAAAGAGGUUGUGUGUAGAAGUGAGUUUGUCUGGGCGCUAAAGCUGUAGAGCAAACAACGACAAAAAAAAAACUUGCACGAUUAACAGCAUUAGCAACAACCACAGCCUACCAGCGGAAGGCUCUUUUCAAGCACAAACUCGGCUUUGCAGUGAAGGGGGGCCGAAGCGAAAGUCACAUACCUCGGAUGUGCGUGACCGAAUGGGGGACCGUGUGCUCGGGGUAUUUCACGAAGGGGGUGACAGUCGAUGUAUUCAUAAGUAACACGCUGCUAGAUAUGAAGCCGCGAGUUUAAUGGGUUUCGCGAGCGUCUGUCGCAGGAAAAAAUUACCCAAAGUCAAAGUAACCCUACUGAAGGUAUUGCUGCUAUAUCGGGAGCUUCGUGGCUAGAAUCGGCCACACCAUGGACUAGAUUCAGGAGCGCUCUAUCUGACUGAAGUGGGAAGUCUUUCGCGCGACUCCUCCAUUGCGCACUUUUACAUUAAAAUGGGAGAAAAUGGUGACGUUGUCCACGCUCUGUUCCUGUAGUUUAUUAUAUAUCCACAAGAAAAAGUAGCAGAUUGCGUCAAGUAUUAUUUUUUGGGCCAAUAUAUAUAAUUAAAACGAUUAUUGACAGAUCCAAAUAGCCUAUUCUGCAUAUCCAAAUAAUGGAGCUCAUGAUUAAGCGUCAAAAUAUUUUAAUGGUAGUUAGGCCUGUUCUUCAAUUAAAGUUAUUUUAUAAUGUCUGACUCAAGCGCCUCUGAGGUGCGGGGCGGCCUCUGCUGAGUUGAGCGCUCGUACUCGCGCCUCCGCUAGUUGUAGCUUUGGACACGCACACAGGCUGAAUAACCUCAUUUCUGCGCUUAUAUACAGUCAUCGACGACAAAGCGAGUGAAAUAAACCCUGUGCAUAUGUGAAUAACACUUCUAAACUUAUAUGUGGCCCAUAUUAAGCUAUAUUGGAAUGAGUAAUUGUGGUUGGAUACCGAACACAAUGUGGACGAAUAGCGCAGCUGUAGUUCCGAACGGAGUGAACAUCCUGUGUGCUCUACGGGGACAAGGCCUCCAAAGGCAAUUAUUGUCGACAGCGGUCAAAUGAAGACUGGUUAUUGCGACGUCUGUAUGAGCGUGGCUUUAUGUCAUGUCUCCUUCAAUCAGGAGUCGACUCGCGCUAACGCACACCAUGUGGGCUGAAACACAUUUUCAACCCGCUGAUUACAGUUUAUGGCACGCUCGUGAGUUUCUCCUUUCUGGUGUAGGCCUAGCUGCGUUCAAAAUGAAUUAAUGAUUGUCUGACUGCUGCUCUAGCGAAAGGUCAGAAGAAAAUGUGUAGGUAUCAUGGCGCAGUUUACAUGAUAUUCAUUGUAAAUUAGAUAUUUUAAGUAAAGAAUGCCAGAAUACACUUCUAUCCAAUCAUUAACUUACAGGACAAACGGGGGCCACUCUCUCCCCACUAGUCCCCUCCCCCUCCAGUGGCCUGCUGUCCCUUCCCCCUCCCUUGCCUGAGUAGGCUAUGUUGCUUCUCCUGCUGUACUUAUCACUACCAGCAGAGCUGUUGUUGGCUUAGUUGAUCUAAACGGGUCAAUAUAUUAGGGUUGUAGACUAGCCUAUAGGCUGUUUUGCUGUCAAUCAGAUUGACACUCCCACUUUAUUGUUAAUUUAUGAGAAAUGAUCUGAAUUAAUAUUCUCUGCCAGUAUUGAGAAGAUCAGUUGUCCUUCUGUUACACCCAAGAAAGUUAUUAAUACAUUAAGCACCUGAUUAAUGUCAGUGAUGUAGUAACCAACUGAUCUUUCUUGUUCACAAUAUAAAGUGGGGUGGAUCAUUUUGGGGGAGUACGAUUAGAAUGUUCUAAACGGAUAGUGAAUCUGUUCAAAUUCUUAUGCUGCAAUGGUUGUGUUCCAGGAUGAGAUGCCAGUGUCAAUGGAGACAGACAGCACCAUGGAGGAGGAGGAGGAAGAGGAGGGGGCUGAUGAAGAUGGCCACGAGGGCUCCUCUCCCUCUCCUGGGGGUGAGAAAGCUGUGCAGGGGGGGUCUGGCGCUGCCCACCCCUACUCUGCCCCCUGCUCCCCCAGCGGCUCCCACCCUGGCCCAAGCCCAAGCCCUGUGUCUGACCACCCCUCUGCCUGCAAGACUAGUAGGAGGUCCAGCUCUCUGUCCCCCUCUAGUCCCCUGGCCCUCAGGCAAAAUGAGUGUGUGUGUGACUCUGCCUUCUGCCCCUGCUGAGCAUGGACCCUCAGGGAUGCAGAGAAACACAGGAACUGGUUAGUAUGCUGUAUUAACAGAUCAUACUAUGUGUACAAGUGUAGCCGAUGUGGAAUGGCUAGCUAGUUAGCUGUACAGCCCAGUGGUGACAUCACCCGCUCUGAGACCUAGAAGUAGUCUAGUUGUUUCCCUUGCUCUGCACUGGCCAUGGUGUCUGUGGAGCAAUGGGUAACAGCUUUGUGAGUGCGUUGUGUUGUUGGGAACAGAAGAUUGCUGGUUCAAGCCCAGUAAGGGACAGACAGAAUCUACCAUGUUACUCAUGUUUUGGAGAAAACACUAACAUUUAAUUGUGCUUGCCGUAGUGUCUUAAUGCUGGGUAGUGACUGAGUGUUUUAGGAGUAGGUUUGUAUUGUAGCGACUAGCAAUGAGUUACAGUAUAGUGAGUGAGUAAGCAUCCAAUGCCAGGAGACAGUUUCAAGCUGAUGUGUGUGUUUAUGCCGAUGUAUGACUGGGCAUCUCUCUCUCUCGCUCUUCUCUCCCCCCCCCCCCCCCCCCCCCCCCCCCUUCAGGGGCUUUAAAGACGAUAGUACAGCCAUCGGGGACCUGUCCAUGGGUUCAGAAGAGCUUGGUGAAGAGAGAGAGAGAGGAUGGGGUGAGGAUGGAGGAGAGUGGUCUCACUUCUGACCAACUGGUUCCUGACUGUGUGGAUGAGACCAUGAAGGGUUCUGACAGACGGCCAAAGACGUUGUCUUUUCCCUCUGACGACUGUGAGUUUUCUCUUCUGUUCUAUGUCAAUUUCUCAUAUUAGUUUCUCAUAUUUCUAUUUUUCUCAUGUGUUCCCAGUGAGGAUGUUUAGGAUAUGAGAGACAUUCUGUUUACCGGCCACUGUAUCUAUUACAGUUGCUAAAUACAAGAAGGGGAUGGACGUUGCCUCUUACGUGAUGGCUCAAGACGAUGUCAAGAACGAUUUUAAAAACGGAGAAGUGUGAGUCGCUUAAUGUUUUUGACACCAUCUUGUACUCAGGGGACACUCACUGCAUCCUUACUAGAGCUUUGGUGCACUAAGUUAACCUAUUACAUGUUAGUUACAUUGUUGUUAAGCCUCCCACCCCAAAAUACACCAACUCACUUCAAUGUAGACAUCAUACAGAAAUAACCAAGGUACACCAACAGCCUCAAAUAGCACACUGUACAAAUCCCUUCAAACGAAACAACGUCAACAAAAGGACACAUUUGUUGUGUUUUGUCUGCAGUGUCUCACGCUAUCUCCCCCAUCCUCUACCCCACAGCUCUGUGAAGAAGGAGACGACGAGGCAGAACUUAUUGCUGUGGAGCGUGGCGGACGUGGCCACCUACUUCUCUGCUGCAGGCUUUCCAGAGCAGGCUGUAGCUUUCAGAACACAGGUAAGUGCAGUCCCUCAAACUGCCACACAGGGGCAGUAUCUGUACACUCAGACAACCACUCAGACCGAAUCCCUGUCCAGAGACAGCCUCUAGCUAGCCAGAGACAGCCCCCAGGCACUCCUGGAGAUGUGAAAGUGUUGGGUAUAUUAUAAUCAAUAUGGUGAACAGUCCACGUCGCCCAUCAGUAGACAAGGUGAAGAUUUGACGUUAUUGCAUUGCAGUACCACCUAUCCAAUCCUUAGUAAUCUGUAUGAAGUGAAGGUCCUAUGGGCUAGUGCAGUGACACUCUAAUGGCAGCCUGUGGGGUGUCCACACAGACCCGUGGCCCCCGACCUCCUGUUGACUUCUAAAAAUGGCCAUUGUGUAAAAUGUAUUUGAGUAUCCCUGGGCUGGUGGUUGUUUCUUGACCUGGGUAAAUGGCUUGGGCAAAUAGUAAGUUAAAUGAUAUGAAAGCAUACAUGAAAUAUAUGCAUGACAUUUGCAUUGCUUUCAUUAGAAUAUAUGAAUGUGCUCAUCCAUAAACCAAAGCAACAGAUCCUGUACCCCCUAGACUAGGAUGCAUUUGCUUUGAUGUAACUAGUUCACACCCCAAUCCACAUUUAGAUGUUAGUUCAAUCACUCCAUCUGUUCUCCCCCCAACAGGAAAUUGAUGGAAAGUCCCUGCUCCUGAUGCAGCGCAGUGACGUGUUGACUGGCCUGUCCAUCAGACUUGGGCCCGCCCUAAAGAUCUACGAGCGCCACGUGAAGGUGCUGCAGAGGACCCACUUCCUGGAUGAGGAGGACGAUCUCUGA